Knipowitschia caucasica is the source of this 2163-nucleotide messenger RNA. The record is from the annotation of a GenBank genome assembly. NCBI's taxonomy places the organism in Eukaryota, Metazoa, Chordata, Actinopteri, Gobiiformes, Gobiidae.
AUGUACUGUAACAUGGACCUGAAGUUUGACUCUAUAGACGCUUCUAUCACAGAGCCGUCCAUGCCCGAGGCAAAGAGCCCGCAGGGAGUGGCGUACAGCGACCUGCCCCACAUUGUCAACGCGGACGGACUGCACCUGUUCUGCCGCUACUGGGAGCCCAGCGGUCCGCCCAGGGCCCUGGUGUUUAUUGCCCAUGGAGUAGGAGAACAUGUGGGGCCCUAUGAGGAGGUGGCUCAGAGACUCAAGGAGCUGCAGCUGCUGGGGUUUGCUCACGACCAUGUGGGCCAUGGUCAGAGCGAAGGAGAGCGCAUGAACAUCAAAGAUUUCCAGAUUUAUAUCAGAGACGUUCUUCAACACGUGGACCUCAUGAAGAACAGACAUCCAGGAAUCCCCAUCUUCUUAGUGGGACACUCUAUGGGUGGUGCAAUCUCAAUCCUCACAGCCUGUGAACGGCCCUCGGAGUUCAAAGGAGUGGUUCUGAUCGCUCCCAUGGUCCAGAUGAACCCAGACACAGCCACGCCCUUCAAGGUUUUUGUGGCAAAGGUGCUAAACCACAUGAUGCCAAGUCUGACUCUUGGAACCAUCGAGUCAAAGUGGAUUUCUCGAGACAAGAAACAGGUGGAGGCGUACGACUCAGACGAGCUGGUGUCUCAUGCCGGGAUGCGGGUGUCAUUUGCGAUUCAGUUGAUGGGUGCCAUGUCGAGGAUCGAGAGGGAGAUGCCCAACAUUGACUGGCCAUUUUACCUUCUUCAUGGAGACACAGACAAACUGUGUGACAUCAGAGGCUCUCAUAUGAUGCACGAGAAUGCCCCGAGCACCGACAAGAAACUCAAGGUUUAUGAAGGAGCAUACCACGCUCUGCACCAUGAGCUUCCAGAGGUUGCAGAAAAUGUGCUGAAGGAAAGCGAAGGAGGAAGACUCGGAGACGGAGGGAACUGGCUUGUUUGGCCGGGGCACAUAAACGCACACGGUGAGCGUGCCAAGGACGUGCGAGCCAUGAGUAUCGAGAUCCCGGUGGGGUUGACAGAGCUUCUGCAGGGCUACACGGUGGAGGUUCUGCGGCAGAGGCCCACUGACCUGGUGGAGUUUGCCGUUCAGUACUUUACCCGCCUCCGAGACACCCGGAGCCAGGACGGGGGCGGCACAGGGGCCAAGAAGGGAGUGGUAUUCGAUGGAGAGCCCAUGCAGACAGAUUCCAAUGGGGAGGAUGAAGAUGAUGACUCAGACUUUGAACCUCCACCGCCGAGCAGAUUCAACAGACGAGUGUCAGUGUGUGCAGAGGCGUUUAACCCAGACGAGGACGAUGAGGACACCGAGCCCCGAGUCGUCCACCCCAAAACAGACGAGCAGCGGUGCAGACUCCAGGAUGCCUGCAGAGACAUCCUCUUGUUCAAAACAUUAGACCAGGAGCAGUUUUCUCAAGUGUUGGAUGCCAUGUUUGAACUGAUCGUUCAGCCUCGGGAUCAUGUGAUCGAUCAGGGACAUGACGGUGACAACUUCUACGUCAUAGAGAGGGGCGUGUACGACAUCGAGGUUUCGGGGAAUGUGGUGGGACAGUACAACAACAAGGGCAGCUUCGGAGAGUUGGCGCUAAUGUACAACACGCCCAGAGCCGCCACUAUCAUUGCCACUGAGGAGGGGGCGCUCUGGGGACUGGAUCGAGCCACAUUUCGACGACUCAUUCUCAAAAACAACGCCAAGAAGAGGAGGAUGUACGAGACUUUUAUAGAAUCUGUUCCGCUGCUUAAAUCUCUCGAGGCGAACGAAAGGAUGAAGAUUGUGGACGUAUUAGGAGCUAAGCAGUUUUCUAAUGCAGAGAGAAUCAUCACACAAGGGGACAAAGCAGACUGUUUCUAUAUUGUAGAAUCUGGAGAUGUCAAGAUUAUGAUGAAGAGUAAAACGAAGGCGGACCACGCGGAUAACGCAGAGGUGGAGAUUGCCCGCUGCAGUAGGGGGCAGUAUUUUGGCGAGUUGGCUCUUGUCACCAACAAACCCAGAGCCGCCUCAGCGUACGCGGAGGGAGACGUCAAGUGUUUAGUAAUCGACGUGCAGGCCUUCGAGCGCCUGCUGGGCUCGUGUAAAGAGAUCAUGAAGAGGAACAUCACGCACUACGAGGAACAGCUGGUGGCGCUGUUCGGCUCCAGUAUGGACCUGAGGGACUGA